AUGGCACGAUAUAGCGAUCAUACAAGAGAUCCAUGUCCUUGGGUGAUCUUGAAUGAUACAGGCGCUGCAUUCGCAAUGGGAGCAAUAGGCUCGGGAAUAUGGCACAUAGUUAAAGGAUCCAAGAACUCGCCCAGGGGCGAACGUAUAAUUGGAGCUAUAUCUUCAGUGAAAGCCCGUUCUCCGGUUCUUGGGGGUAAUUUUGCUGUAUGGGGUGGAUUAUUUUCUACGUUCGAUUGUGCAUUGAAAGGAAUACGGCAGAAAGAAGAUCCGUGGAAUGUGAUUGCAAGUGGUUUUCUAACUGGCGGAGUUUUGGCAGCUAGAGGCGGACUAGCUGCAUCGGCAAGGUCAGCUGCUCUCGGGGGUUUGGUUUUGGCUCUGUUUGAAGGUGUCUCAAUUGCCGUAGCUCGUAUAUCAACGCCAUCAGCGCCACCAAUGGUACAUUAA
Paraglomus brasilianum is the source of this 444-nucleotide messenger RNA. The record is from the annotation of a GenBank genome assembly. NCBI's taxonomy places the organism in Eukaryota, Fungi, Glomeromycota, Glomeromycetes, Paraglomerales, Paraglomeraceae.